Molecule: messenger RNA, 342 nt
Organism: Emiliania huxleyi CCMP1516
Lineage: Eukaryota; Haptophyta; Isochrysidales; Noelaerhabdaceae
Exons: 2
Coding region: 1-342 (113 amino acids)
Source: RefSeq, a predicted model, not a curated record
AUGGCCGCCCACCGCAUCGGCGCGCGCCUCGCGGGAGCUUCGCCAGAGCAACUCCUUGCCUUCAUCGAGGAGCAGGCGCCUCUCUGGAGCGCCGCCGCGCUGCGCGUGGCGGAGGAGCACGCCGCACGGCUCGUGGAGCAGCCCGAGUGGGUGCUCUCCGAGGUGCUCCUCUCGCCGGACCUCGCCCCGCACAUCCUCGCCCAGCUGCCGACCACGGAGCACGCCGUCAAGGGGACGUGCCGCGCGUGGCGCCGCGGCUGGAAGGAGACGCUGAAGAAGCGCGAGAGGCAUUGCCUGGCGCGCGGGCGGGGGAAAGCUGAGUGUAGGGCUGGGGGUGAGUGA